Messenger RNA from Aureobasidium namibiae CBS 147.97, 960 nucleotides. RefSeq lists its product as uncharacterized. NCBI's taxonomy places the organism in Eukaryota, Fungi, Ascomycota, Dothideomycetes, Dothideales, Saccotheciaceae. The record is from RefSeq and is a predicted model, not a curated record. Gene Ontology annotation, cellular component: nucleotide-activated protein kinase complex; cytoplasm; nucleus. The transcript has 3 exons. Gene Ontology annotation, molecular function: protein kinase binding. Gene Ontology annotation, biological process: signal transduction. The annotation marks the transcript as partial.
UCGCGACCCCCGCGUCUGCCCCUCCCAAUUGAGCAAGAAGACCACACUCCUGGCUCUCCUAUCAUCUCGGCCGUAUUGCCAGAUGACGAUCCCGAACCCGCCGACCUUCCCCGACGCUCGAGUGUUGUGAGCAGCACCGUCGACGACGAUGACGAAGAGCCAGAUGGCUUCGAGGGCUAUGAAACAGAUGCUGGCGGCCCAAAGGUCCCCACCCUGAUAGAAUGGCGCAAUGCCCAACCCGGCGACCGCGUCUAUGUGACAGGCACUUUCACAAACUGGGAGCGCAAGUUCCGUCUGCACAAGGAUGGUCCUAGCAAACACAAGAACGCCUUGUCGGCCACACUACAACUGCCACCCGGUACUCACCACAUCAAAUUCAUCGCCAAUGGUGACAUGAUGACUUCCAAUGACCUGCCCACUACCGUCGACUACACCAACAUCCUCGUCAAUUACAUCGAAGUCUCAUUGGAUCAGCUGCCUCUUCAUGUCCUGGCCUCGAAUCAACCACAAAACACUCCUCCCAAGUCAAGUCACGAACCUCUUGCGCCCAAGUCGACUACAGGAACACCCGCUCAGGCCCCAGCAGACGAGCCAAAACCUCGACAACAACCACCCUUGGUUCGCCAACCGAGCAGAGAAUGGACACAAACGAUACCGGCUUAUCUUACAGAUCUCGACUCUUGGUAUCCGCCGCCCUCGGCAAAAGAUGACGCUCAGUCUCCUUCUGGAUCGGCUGCGCGUUAUAGAUUCGAGCGUGCCAAUGCAGCUGCCGAAUCUCAACCAGCACCUCCGUCACUUCCCAUGUUCCUCAGCAAAAGCAUUCUGAACGGAACCACACCAACAAAGGACGACAGCAGUGUUUUGAUCAUGCCAAACCACACGGUAUUGAACCAUCUAGCGACGACAAACAUCAAGCAAGGCGUGCUGGCCACGAGUGCGACUACGAGAUACAAGAGAAAG